This is a messenger RNA of Orcinus orca (killer whale), 2870 nucleotides long. Its product is annotated as small integral membrane protein 7-like. The coding region runs from base 1552 to 1800 and encodes 82 amino acids. Lineage: Eukaryota; Metazoa; Chordata; Mammalia; Artiodactyla; Delphinidae. The transcript has a single exon. The record is from RefSeq and is a predicted model, not a curated record.
CAGUCCCUCUUGCGAGAACACCAGAAUCACAACUAACUGUUGAACAAUCAUCCACAGGAAGACACUGGAACUCACCAAAAAAGAUACCCCGCAUCCAAAGACAAAGGAGAAGCCACAAUGAGAAGAUAGGAGGGGCGCAAUCACAGUAAAAUCAAAUCCCAUAACUGGUGGGUGGGUGAAUCACAGAACAAUUAUACCACAGAAGUCCACCCACUGGAGUGAAGGUUCUGAGCCCCAUGCCAGGAUUUCCAACCUGGUUGUCCAGCAAUGGGAGGAGGAAUUCCUAGAGAAUCAGACUUUGAAGCCUAGUGGGAAUUGAUUGCAGGACUCUGACAGGGCUGGGGGAAACAGAGACUCCACUCUUGGAGGGCACACACAAAGUAAUGUGCGGGGGAAGGAGCCCAGGGGAAGGAGCAGUGACCCCAGGGGAGACUGAACCAGACCUACCUGCUAGUGUUGAAGGGUCUCCUGUAGAGGCGGGUGGUGGCUGUGGCUCACUGUGAGGACAAGGACACUGGCAGCAGAAGUUCUGGGAAGUACUCCUUGGCGUGAGCCCUCCCAGAGUCUACCAUUAGCCCAACCAAAGAGCCCAGCUAGGCUCCAGUGUUGGGUUGCCUCAGGCCAAACAACCAACAGGGAGGGAACCCAGCCCCACCCAUCAGCAGACAAGCAGAUUAAAGCUUUACUGAGCUCUGCCCACCAGAGUAACACCCACCACCAGUCCCUCCAUCAGGAAACGUGCUCAAUCCUCUUAGAUAGCCUCAUCCACCAGAGGGCAGACAGCAGAAGCAAGAAGAACUACAAUCCUGCAGCCUGUGGAACAAAAACCACAUUCACAGGAAGAUAGACAAGAUGAAAAAGCAGAGGGCUAUGUACCAGAUGAAUGAACAAGAUAAAACCCCAGAAAAACAACUAAAUGAAAUGGAGAUAGGCAACCUUCCAGAAAAAUAAUUCAGAAUACUGAUAGUGAAGAUGAUCCAAGACCCUGGACAAAGAAUGGAGGCAAAGAUCGAGAAGAUGCAAGAAAUGUUUAACAAAGACCUAGAAGAAUUAAAGUACAAACAAUUAAAGUACAAACAAACAGAGAUGAACACUACAAUAACUGAAAUUAAAACUACACUGGAAGGAAUCUAUAGCAGAAUAACUGAGGCAGAAGAAUGGAUAAGUGACCUGGAAGACAGAAUGGUGGAAUUCACUGCUGUGGAACAGAAUAAAGAAAAAAGAAUGAAAAGAAAUGAAGACAGCCUAAGAGACAUCUAGGACAACAUUAAACACAACAACAUUCACAUUAUAGGGGUCGCAGAAGGAGAAGAGAGAGAGAAAGGACCCGAGAAAAUAUUUGAAGAGAUUAUAGUCGAAAACUUCCCUAACAUGGGAAAGGAAAUAGCUAUGCAAGUCCAGGAAGCACAGAGAGUCCCAUACAGGAUAAACCCAAGGAGAAACACGCCGAGACACAUAGAAAUCAAACUGGCAAAAAUUAAAGACAAAGAAAAAUUCUUGAAAGCAGCAAGGGAAAAAUGACAAAUAACAUACAAAGGGCUUCCUGUUCUGAUGGACGCUCCGGCAGUAACAAUGAUCGGGGACAUCCUGCUGUUUGGGAUGCUGUUGAUGAACGCCGGGGCAGUGCUCAACUUUAAGCUGAAAAAGAAGGACACGCAAGGCUUUGAGGAGGAGUCGAGGGAGCCCAGCACAGGUGACAACAUCCAGGAGUUCUUGCUGAGCCUCAGAUAUUUUCGAACCUUCAUUGCCCUAUGGAAUGUCUUCAUGAUGUUCUGCAUGAUCUUGCUCUUUGGCUCCUGAGCUCCAGGUACAGAACCGGAAACACACCUUCACAGAGUGUCUCUUCCUCCAUCCUGACGACUUCAAGAAUGUUUCUGACCAGAAAAGCAGUGACCUUCCCAGAAAGUCCAAGCUUGUGGUGGGUGGAAAAAAUGUUUGCCAAGAUGAACACAGUUUCCCAGCCACGUCACUGUUGUCUUUUCAAAGAUAUUUUCAUUUUGACCUCUGCCUUGAAAUGCUGUCUACUUAAAAGAGUUUGAAGGGUGUUUAUGUGAGGGGCUGUGGUGUCUAGAUUGUUUAAUCAGAUCGGAAUCCCUCUUCUACCAAACUUUCACAGGAAACCCAUUUCUGGGUAUUUCUUGGUUUAUUUUUAAUAACCAUCAUUUUUUUGGUUCAAAUUAUACAGAUUUUUAAAAAUCUUUUGUAUCCAGGAAUCUGAAGCAGAAAAGUUGGCUUUUAAGUUUGAUGCAGCCUCUCAUUGGACUACAUUUGUGAGGAAUGAACAAGUUCAUUGUUGUUGCGUCUGUGUCCAAAUUCAUUCCCUAUCCCAAUGGGCUCUGCUUGGCCACUCCAUGCUGCUGAGGUUGUCCCCAGGACUUGAAGGGUGAAGUGUUAUGGGUUCCUGUGGAACAGAGGUGCAGAGCAGUUGGCAGGGUGGAUGGGGGUUUUAUAAGAAACUUUGGCUUGCCUUGAAGCCCUCUAUUAAAGUAACUUUUGGGCCCAUUAAUUGUAUAGUUUUUAGAAUGAGAGUGAUUUAUGUGGUGAUAUUGGGACCCAGUUCUGAAAGCUUGGGUUUUGGGGUCUGCUUUUCAAAUGGAUGAUUUCAAGGUUGAAAAACAAGCCUCAUUGGAGGAAAUACAGCAUUUUGCAUAGAAGCUUCUUUGAAAGGGAGUCCUGGUUUAAUUGCCGACAUGACACUUGGGUGGUCAGUGCCCGGAUCCUAUAGGUGUUUGAUUUGUUUGUUGUGGUUUUUGAAAUCCUAACUUGCACUUAACCUGGUGGGAGGAAAAAAUAAUUAUACAGGCUCUUAGAACUAAAGAGCAUUGAAAAUAAAGCUCAUUUCUAAAAAGGAAAAAAAAAAAAACAUACAA